Messenger RNA from Ipomoea nil (Japanese morning glory), 2069 nucleotides. RefSeq names its product probable protein S-acyltransferase 1. Gene Ontology annotation, cellular component: Golgi apparatus; endoplasmic reticulum. Lineage: Eukaryota; Viridiplantae; Streptophyta; Magnoliopsida; Solanales; Convolvulaceae. The record is from RefSeq and is a predicted model, not a curated record. Gene Ontology annotation, biological process: peptidyl-L-cysteine S-palmitoylation; protein targeting to membrane. Gene Ontology annotation, molecular function: protein-cysteine S-palmitoyltransferase activity. The transcript has 6 exons. Bases 400 to 1653 code for a protein of 417 amino acids.
GUAAGCAAAAAAAGGAGAAUGGUCCGCUUUGUUUGAGGGUAGGGAGAGAGAGCAAAGAGAAGGUACACAUUCUUGAAUUGAAUUAUGUGAGAGGAUGGAGAGGGAAAGCUGGUAUGAGAGAAGAGGGGAGAAGGAAACACACCUUUCUUCUUCAUCUUUUUCUUCUUUUCUCUCUCUCUCUCUCUCUCUCUCUCUCUCUCUCUCUCUCUCGAUUCUCACAUUGUUCUUAAACUUUUUCCAGCCCCCUCCCUCAAUCAUCGUUUCAAUUCCACCAUCUUGGGAAUUGCUGCUGUGCAUGUGUCAUGUGAAACAUCACAGAAAGUUGUGUGUAUAUAUAUAUUAUAUAGGUAAACAAUAAACACACGUUUGUAUAUAUAAUCGGCGGCUUGAGUUUCAUGCAUGACGCCGGAGAUGAUGAAUGGAGUUCAAAGCAUGGAAUUGGCUCCUUCCAUCAGUUCCAUGGACCCUCCCAAGAGGAGGCUUUAUCAAGUUUGGAGGGGUCGAAAUAAGUUCGUUUGUGGUGGGAGAUUGGUCUUUGGUCCCGAUGGAGCAUCGAUGAUUUUAUCUACUUCUCUAAUAGCAACCCCUGCAUUAAUAUUUUGUUUAAAAACACUUCUUAGGAUUUCAGAAAUAGAUCCGUUAUAUGGGCGUGCUGUUCCAACUGUGGCGUUUAUCCUCAUAAUUUUGGAUUUGAACUUUCUGUUCUUGACAUCCUCGAGCAAUCCAGGACUUGUUCCUAGGAAUUCAAGGCCACUUGACGAUGAAAGCGUAAAAUCUUCAGAUUGGAUAAACAACUCGUAUUCUGAUAUAAAAUUACCGAGGACAAAGGACGUAUUUGUCAAUGGCCAUAUGGUUAAAGUGAAGUUCUGUGACACCUGUUUGCUAUAUCGUCCACCACGUGCCUCUCAUUGUUCAGUUUGCAACAAUUGUGUUCAGAGGUUCGAUCAUCAUUGCCCGUGGGUUGGUCAAUGUAUUGGAGCUCGUAACUAUAGGUGCUUCAUCCUUUUCAUAACAACGUCAACAAUUUUGUGCACAUAUGUCUUCAUAUUUUCAUUGUUGCACCUCCUUGAACAGCCGGGUAGCACAUGGAGUAAGAUGUCGGGGGAUGUUGUGUCACUCGCUUUAAUUGUAUACUGCUUCAUCGCUGUCUGGUUCGUUGGCGGGCUAAGUGUUUUACACUUUUACCUUAUGUGUACUAACCAGACUACAUAUGAAAACUUUCGAUACCGCUAUGACAAGAAGGAAAACCCAUAUAAUCGGGGAAUUGUGAAUAACCUCAAAGAAAUCUUAUUCUCGAGGAUAACACCAUCGUUGGUCAAUUUCCGAGAAUGGGUGGUCGUAGAAGAAGAAUCAGUGAUGGGGUCAUUUAGUCAUAAAUUUGGCGCGAUCAAUUCCAAAGGCAAGUUUGACCUGGACAUGGGGAUACUGGGCAAGGAUGGUAGUUUCUCGGUUCCAGAAAUUUUCCAGAAUUUGGAUUACAAUGGAAUUGAUCCGAAGAAAGACAAAGGUGCUGGACUCUUUGCAUUCGAUCCUUUUCUAUAUCCUCCUUCCAUAGACACGAAAGGUGGCCUAGAUAGUAUUGUGGAAGGUGGGGGCAUAACCGAGGACAGCAUGUUCCACAGAUCUUCACCAAAUGUACCUCCUCACAUAUAAAGGUAAUCGUGCUAGUAAACAGGUCACAGCAAUGUCUAGUAAGCAUGAAAACUAGCUGGAAUUUAUGGCGGCCUAGCGAAUGCAGAAAGUUCCUCUCUUUGCUUGUCAUUUUCGUCAAUUAUGGAUACGCGGAAGUGAUAUGGGCGUAUCAAAGACUGCCUUCUUCACAUCCAACGGUUGCAGUGGGAAUUGGAGCAAAAUGAGGCUGCGAUCUUGUAAAAUAUUAGAUGAACAUCGGUCUUCGUUUUAAGUGGGUUUUAUCCCGUUUUGAAUUUCUUUUUUGGUUAUAUAUAUGUAAAUAUGUAAUGAAUAUGAAUAAUUUUUGGAUUGUGGGCAGGUUUUAGAGGGCUGGACUUGUAGUUUCACCAGAAUUGUUGGUGGUUAGUUUCAUAGAUUUUCUUUCCUUGAAAAGAACC